ACCGAAAACACGAAAAAGUACAAGUAGAAUACGCGUGACAACGGUCAAACUUGAGCGCAAGCCCCGGCCUUCAACCCAACAUAAACUCAGAAUCCCCGCCGCCCGGGCUUUCCAAAACUGAAAACCAAACGGAUAACAGAACAACACAACCACCGCCGGCUGCGGCAGACUCAAAACUCCGCCUCUCGCGGCCCUUCUUCUCCGCUUCCUAUUCCAACUCUCUUCUUCUUUUUCUUCUUCUUCUUCUCGUUAUUAUUCGCUUUCUCUGGGGCUCUCUCUACAGCCAUUACAUUGCAAGUUAAGGUUUUGGGUUUACAAUACAGCUACAGAGCUGCUUCCUUCAUUGAUAAAUCCUUCCCCAAUGGCGCUUCGUUUCGAGGUUUUGGGGAGGUUUAACCGUGCUCGUGCAGCUAGAUUGACCCUGCCUCACUUUGUGUGCCAGACACCACUUUUCAUGCCCGUUGGAACGCAAGGAACUAUUAAAGGGUUGACAACUGAACAGCUUGAAGAUAUUGGUGCUCAAAUAAUACUUGGCAAUACUUAUCAUUUGGCACUUCGUCCGACUUCCGAGCUUCUUGAUGAGUUGGGAGGUCUCCACAAAUUUAUGAACUGGCCAAGAGCAUUGCUUACUGAUUCCGGUGGCUUUCAGAUGGUAUCAUUAUUGCAUUUAGCUGACAUCACCGAAGAAGGUGUAACAUUUCAGUCACCAGUUGAUGGAAAGCCAAUGCUUUUGACACCUGAGGAGUCAAUUCAAAUCCAAAACAGAAUUGGAGCAGAUAUUAUUAUGGCCCUGGAUGAUGUAGUCAAAACCACCACCACUGGUCCAAGAGUUGAGGAGGCCAUGUAUCGCACUAUACGAUGGAUAGACAGAUGCAUUGAAGCUCACAAGAGACCAACGGAGCAGAACUUAUUUGGUAUUGUACAAGGUGGCUUAGAUCCUGUAUUAAGAGAUAUAUGUGUAAAGGGCUUGGUGAAUCGAAACUUACCCGGGUAUGCUAUUGGCGGUCUUUCUGGUGGUGAAAGUAAGGAUUCAUUUUGGCGUGUUGUUGCACAGUGCACUGCUGCAUUGCCUGAGGAGAAACCGCGAUAUGUUAUGGGUGUUGGUUAUCCUCUGGAUAUUGUAGUUUGCAGUGCUCUAGGUGCUGACAUGUAUGACUGUGUUUAUCCCACACGUACGGCUCGCUUUGGUACAGCUCUUGUACCCGAGGGAGUGCUGAAACUCAAACAGAAAGCGAUGGCUGAAGAUACCCGCCCCGUUGAUCCUACAUGUGAUUGUAUGGUCUGCAAAAAUUAUACUAGAGCGUACAUUCAUUGCCUUGUUACAAAAGAUGCUAUGGGAUCUCAGCUUCUGUCAUAUCACAAUUUAUAUUACAUGAUGAAGCUAAGUAGAAAUCUGCACUCUUCAAUAAUCAAGGGAAGGUUUCCAGAGUUUGUACGUGAAUUUCUGCAACAAAUGUUUCCGAAAGGUGAUAUCCCCGAGUGGGUCUGUGAUGCCAUGGAGGUUGCUGGAAUCGACAUUUCUUCCUGCUGCACUCCGUUUUCAUCAUCCCAAGAUUAGAAGUAGGAAUGUACACCGAUCGCAGGUUAGGCACAAAUUUUGACACAAUUUUGAGGUUGACAUUGAAGAAAGGUAAACUAGGUAAGGGCAGCGUAAAAUUGUUUGCCCUUAAUUUGUUUCACUAGAAAUUACACGGAGCAGCUAAAAACUGCAAGAUUUAGAGUGUGGGAAAUUUGUUUCGGAAUAGGAUCUGACAAAGAUUUUCUUUCCAUUUUUGUUCCGUCUUAACUGCGUGUAAUUUAAAAUAUUAUGAAAUCAAAUGCAGUUAACAAAUUACUAUAG
Malus domestica (apple) is the source of this 1840-nucleotide messenger RNA. RefSeq lists its product as uncharacterized. The record is from RefSeq and is a predicted model, not a curated record. Gene Ontology annotation, molecular function: tRNA-guanosine(34) queuine transglycosylase activity. Gene Ontology annotation, cellular component: cytosol. Lineage: Eukaryota; Viridiplantae; Streptophyta; Magnoliopsida; Rosales; Rosaceae.